Molecule: messenger RNA, 503 nt
Organism: Penaeus monodon (black tiger shrimp)
Lineage: Eukaryota; Metazoa; Arthropoda; Malacostraca; Decapoda; Penaeidae
Exons: 2
Source: RefSeq, a predicted model, not a curated record
GAGGAAGAGAGAGAAAGAGAGAGAGAGAGAGAGAGAGAGAGAGAGAGAGAGAGAGAGAGAGAGAGAGAGAGAGAGAGAGAGGAGAGAGAGAGAGAGAGAGAGAGACAGAGACAGACAGAGACAGACAGAGAGAGGAAGACAGAGAGAGAGAACGAAAAAAAGGAGUCGGAAUAAAGACGAGAAGAUAAUUAAAUGAAUUAACACACACAAAAAAUAAAAUAAAUAGAUAAAAAAAAACACACACACAAAAAAUACCCAUAAACACUUACCACUAUUGCUCUUAUAACUAUUACCUUUAUGAAGGAGAUUAAAAAAAAAAGAUGAAAAAAAAAUUAAAAUGGUUGACAGGAGAGAAAACGACUGAAAGAGAGAGCUUAACAGAAAGGAUAAACCAACCAUUACAAGUAUUAAUAUUAACACUUCCAUUAGCUGUACGAUAAGACUGUACAUAUUUAUCUGUAUGUAUGUGUUUGCCUUGUUAUACGUCGGGCAGGUGAGGGUAG